Molecule: messenger RNA, 6159 nt
Organism: Pimephales promelas (fathead minnow)
Lineage: Eukaryota; Metazoa; Chordata; Actinopteri; Cypriniformes; Leuciscidae
Gene: hivep3a
Product: HIVEP zinc finger 3a
Biological process (GO): regulation of transcription by RNA polymerase II
Cellular component (GO): nucleus
Molecular function (GO): DNA-binding transcription factor activity, RNA polymerase II-specific; RNA polymerase II cis-regulatory region sequence-specific DNA binding
Source: RefSeq, a predicted model, not a curated record
UCUGCUUGUGCCAGCCUGCCCUGGACGAGAGGAAAGACAUGUGCCAGCAUCUAACAGACCUGCCUCUCCGGACCUAAAUGCUACAAGGCAACCGGUUGACCGAGUCAUCGUGGAAUAAUAGAUGGAGAGGGAACGGCCACGCUGUCAGGUGACAUUGAGGCCAGAGUUUUCUCUCAGGAUUUUCAGACAGACCCAGCUGGAGGACACUGUGGCUCUCUCGCUAUGACUCACUCGCUCUCAGCCUCACAGAGGAGACCUGCAGCUUCAGAAUUUGAAUCCUUGAAGUGGAUCGUCAUCUGAACCAGGCAGAACAUAAAACAUCUGCAGAACCAGACAGGGCACUCAUGGAUAAAACAUAGUUGCCAUGGAUUUCAAAGGACAAGAAAGCACAAGAAACAGAAGAGGAAUAAUUAUCUGUAACUGAAAACGUUGUAGUACAUAAAAUUAAUUUGAAGAAUCAAGCAACGAUGCAUACAGAAUGCUACAGUUGUGACGAUCCAUGCAUAUGUUGACUGAAACAAUGCAUUGAGCGAUGCUCUGAAGUCAUUCAAUUAAUUGGUCGUUCGUAGUCUGGAAUAAACAGUACUUCAGGCUUUCAUCAAAUUUUAUGGAGGCCUUGCAUAGCCAGUUGACCACAGGGGAGCAAUCUGGAGGUUUAGAAAAGCCGAAUGAGACUCCAGUGGAGAGCCCCCAGCCUCAGGAUCAUGACCAGAGCAAGGUUGGCACCCAGCAGCAUCAUGCGCGACAGCAAAAACGUAUUAAUCCUGAGAGAAAGCGUCUCAGAUUACAGAAGAAAACUGCUCUGGAGACAGACAAUGAUGAAGAGGGAAAGCCACCAAGGGCAUCUGGUAGUUCUGGAAAUCUUGAUGAUAACAUGAGGCAGCCUAGUGAAAUCCCGUCUGGAGCUUCAUCCUCAGGAGUAUCAGCUAGACCAUCCUGUUCCAUGGAUGAGGCCCUGGAAGGUACACCUCGACAAAAACGGGAGCGUAAACCUCAAAAGCCUGGAAAGUAUGUGUGCUCAUACUGUGGUCGUGCUUGUGCCAAGCCCAGUGUGCUUCAGAAACACAUCCGUUCCCACACUGGAGAGAGACCUUACCCAUGUGCACCAUGUGGGUUCUCCUUCAAGACUAAAAGUAACCUGUACAAGCACAGAAAAUCACAUACUCACCGGGUGAAAGCUGGUCUUACCGCAGACCGGGAAGGACCAAGUUGUUCCGAGGAGCCACUUUCAGAAUCAGAGGAUGAAAGCAAACCAUCUUCCUUUUCAGAAAAACAAACGAUGUCCAUUCAAAAGCAAAAUACCACAGAAAAGUGCUCUGAUAAACAAGGUACAGAGGAUUCUCACGCAGUUAAAAAGAGACUUGCAAUGAGACUCAGUAAAGGAAGACGUACACCUAUAGGAUCAUCUGAUGAAACAUCCUCAUCGUUUGGUCUAAGUAGCAAAGGUAGCACAGAGUCAGGCUAUUUCUCUCGAUCCGAGAGCACGGAAGUCUCUCAAGAUAGUCCACCAAACACAACAAGUGCCAAAAGCUAUGCAGAGGUCAUCCUUGGAAAGUUUGGUCGUCUUGGUCAAUUACAAAGGACUGCCCAUCAACAACAUGCCCAUCCUGCUGGGCAAGAAAGUAAACGAAUUCCAUUCUCUGUGCCAAAAAAGCAAGUUAUUGACCACAUAACAAAACUCAUCACCAUCAAUGAGGCUGUGGUAGACACCAGUAAGAUUGACAGUGUCAAGCCAAGAAGGUUCUCGCUCUCUAGGCGAAGCAGCACAGAACUGAAGCCAGCCUCUUCCAAAGAGCCUUUCCUUCAAAGUCCAAAAGAAAUAGAUGUGAGUACAAAGAGCAGUGGUUCAAUUACUCUCGGUGUACCUUGUGAGAAAUUUCAGCACCAUCCUCUCAGUAUGGAACCGACUGACUCAACAUCAACCGCUCCUCUUCUGAGAAGUCACUCCAUGCCCUCAGAUGCAAGCGUUAGUGACGUGUCUGAAACUUCCCGUAGUCUUCGCCUUAGCCAAUCCUUUGAUGACCAGCAACCAGUUCAGAAUCGACGUCAUGGUAUGCUAAGACGACAGCCCGCCAUUGAAUUGCCCAUCGGUGCUGAAAUUACCAUAGAUGAACACAGCUCUUCAUUUCAUCCCUCAGUUCCUGCAGUGCCUGAUCCCAGCCGGAAACAAGAGCCUCUUGAGUGUGAUGCAUGUGGCAUAGUGUUUAAUGACUGGGAGAGAUAUCAAACCCACUGCAUGGUUCAUAUUUCUCAACAACAAGUGGAAGAACACACAAGAACGUUCACAAGUCGUCCUGGUGCUUUUGCGUUUAGAAAAAGAAGAAAAGAAGAGAGCAUAGAACUUGACGAUCCUUCUUUACCUUCGGUUUCUUAUGUAUCACUCAAGGGGUAUACGCCAUCUUGUGAGCAGCCUAUUAAAGGGACCAUUGAAUUAGGUCCAAGAAUUGCUUUGAAAGGAAUAUCUGUUAUACAGCAUACUAGUUCUUUUGAGAAACAUGAUGGUACUUUAAAAAACCCUGGACCAGAUGAGGUCCCUCACCCUCAUGAUGUCUCCCAUUGCUCACAAUCAAAGGAGCAGUCAACUAAACCAUACUUCCGUAAACUUGUACGGCAACACAACGUCCAAGUGCCAGAGAUUCUGGUCACUGAAGAUUCAAACACCAACAAAAUGGCAGUAUCACCCCCUCCAACCGUACCUAAAAUCAAGGACGCUGAAAAGGUCAGUGAGUUCCAAUGGCCCCAAAGAAGUCCAACUUUGGCCCAACUUCCAAUUGAGAAGUUACCGCCUAAAAAGAAACGUCUCCGUCUUGCAGAAGCUGCCCAGUCUUCAGAGGACUCAAGCUUUGAUUCAAUGUCCCUGCCUCACAGUCCAAGUCAAGACAGUUGCGUGUCUCACGCCUCCAGUCGAUCAGCUUCAUUUGAAGAGGCGGAUAUGACACCAACUAGGAGAUCAAGAGCCACUCAUACUUUGACAAUUCCCUCAAGUUCUCACAGAGAAAUGAGGCGCUCUGCAUCUGAGCAGGCACCCCAUGUUCCUCAACAUGUUAACCUUAUUAAGGAAACUCGCAGUAAGUCUUUUGACUACAGCAGUUUGUCCCCAGAUCGGACUCCUGCGGGAUGGAGAGAAAGGCGGAAAUGCCUUCUAAUGAGGCACAGUGCAGUGAGGGAACCUGAGGAGGAGGAUCAAUCUAAACUCUUCAACACCAGUUCUCCAACUCAAAGGACUAGCACAUCACCUAGCCAUAGCCCAGCAAUCUCGUACAGUCCAACCAACACCCAUCUUCUGUCUAGUGAGAAGCAGAUAAUGCAAUUGCAAUCACAGGAGAAUGCAUUGCAGUUGACCCCAUUUAUUCAUACUGACCAGCCUACAACAAUGGGAAGUCUGCUUUGUCCAUCAGGUGCUGCCAGAGCUCAUUAUUCUUCAAUGUCAACUGGACUCAAGCUUGAAAUUCCAAUGGAGAAUGACUUGGCGAAUUCUGAGACAAGGGUCAACCAACCAUACCUCACUCCUCAUCGCCACCAUCGGAAUCUUGGUUUUGACGUUACUUCAAACACAGAACUACUGAGACCUUCACCAGCCCAGACAAUUCCAGUCCGUCUCAAUUCACUCCUUCCACACCAUGCAGGCUCUAUUUAUACUACAGUUUCACAAACAUUUACCUCAAGGCCUCAGGAACCUUGCUGCUCUGGAGUCAGUUCGGUUCAAGUGGCCUCAAAGUUUGAAAUCAUGGACCAACAAUCAACAUCUGAUAGAUUCAAAUCAGUAAGUGCUGGAGCAACCAAACGUGUGCUAUCCCCGACAAGCAGUGAGGAGCUCAGCCUUGAGAGUGAGCAACAGCAGAAACGGGUGAAAGAACAGGAAAAUGAAAGGGGGAAUGAUGAAGUUUUGAUUGAAUGCAAGAAGGAUGAAAGACUGGGUGAGCAAAGUAUCAUCUUACCAACAGAACACAAAGAACCACCAUUUCUGACUCUUAACACUAACCUUACUUUUACCUGGUGCUAUCUAAACUACAUAAAGCCCAAUCCGUCUAUACAGAGUGAACAACAAAACUCAGUCUAUUCUACGUGGUGUACAAGUACCCGCAAUCCAAACCCUCCUGGCUUGACAAGCAAGGACAUGCUAGCCCUGUUGCACUGCAGGCAGAGACCAGAACCACUCAUCUACACCAUGGCAGCCAUGUCACCUCCUCUGGACAGGAAACAAGAGACACCUGAGUCUCAAAAGCCUGACUUGACUGAGGUACGUGCCACUCAGUCCACAGAGCCGAAAGAAGCCCAGCAAGCUGAGUUGACAGAGGUAGAAAAGAAAACAGCAAUGGAGAAGGACGACCAACUAUCUACCUCCAAGUACAGUUCACGGGUUCAGAUUUGUGAGGGAGGAUACAGGUCAAGUGAGGAAUACGUGUAUGUCCGUGGCCGGGGCAGAGGACGAUAUGUAUGUGAAGAGUGUGGAAUACGCUGUAAGAAACCCAGCAUGCUGCGCAAACACAUUCGACUACACACGGACGAUCGGCCUUACGUCUGUCAGCACUGUAACUUUGCCUUCAAAACCAAAGGGAAUUUAACCAAACACAUGAAGUCAAAGGCUCAUGGGAAGAGGUGUCCAGAGGGAACUGCUCCAGGACCAGUUCAGUGUGAGCUUGAGACACAUGAGGGAGGUGACCUUGAGACGGAUCUGGUGGAGGAGCACCAGUUCUCAGACGCAGAGGAGACAGAUGUGGACGAGGAUGAUGAUGAUGAUGAUGAGGGUGACGGGCAAGCAUCAUGCUCCUCUUCAUCGUCCAAGAGUGCGUCUCUCUCCAGGGAUAAUUCUGGCUCCUGUGACAUCUCGGGCUUUCCAAACCCAGGCUGGGAACAACAUCCAAAUCCGCCUGUCAGUAUGAGCCCCCGAAAACCAAGCCACUAUGGAGAAGCUGCCUCUCCGAAGACCACAAAGUCUAUAGUAACCCUUCGCCACCUGGAACCCACCACAGGGACGUGCUCGUCCCCGUCUCCUGGCCUGCAUAUCUCCCCUGCUUUACCGCAGUCUCCUCAGCGUGACAUGUCCCCUCUGCGCUGUCCCUCUCCAAAACACAGUCUCUUUCCAUCAUCUUGCGUUUCCUCUCGGUCUCCUUUUGAACACCCAGCCUCAUCGUCCCCCAUUAGAGCCUCGUCCCCCGUACAGCCUUCGCCUCACAGCUGUCCACUUGCGCUGACCGUCGGGGCCAGUGUGACGGUUCAGUACCAAACUGAGUCUACUAAAGCCUCACCCAACAGAUUAAAUCUCAAGACCAAACCGGAGAAAACACACAGUCCUAAGCGAAGGACCAACAUGAUGCCUCUGCCACAUGGGCGUCUCUCCAGGAAAGAAGGCCAGCGUGUGUUAAGUCACCUGCCCCUGCACUCCCAGCCCCAGGUGAUGAUUCCCAGUGUCAGCCUCACCAUUCCUAUAGGCGGGAUCCAGAUGGUGCAGCCACGCUCCAACAUGCUCCUCCGAAGCGCUUCUCUGCACCACAGCGUGGCCCAGAUGACGGUCACUGUACUCACGAAGGAGAAAGGGACAGAUGAAGUUCCUCAUCGUAAAAAUCAGCUGAUUGUGUUCACCGAGCCAACGGUGGAGAUGAGCUCUUCCUCCGAUGAAGACAAGGAGCAAAUCCGGGGAGUGGUUCAGUCAGAGCGAGUAUCCAAGGUUCCCGGCGUUCCCAUGACGACCUGGAAGAGUAUCUCUCAAAGAAACCACAGAAAGCAUCCUCGAGCUCAACCGGUAGACGGCUCAAGAACAUCCAUGGACACUAAGUGUUAAAGAUAAAGUUCAGCCAAAAAUGACAAUUCUUUCUUCAUUUUUACAGACCUAAUAAUGACCUAAACCUGCAUGUUUGGCAGAAUCUUCAGUGUUGGAAACGAACAGGGGCUUGGGGCAAAAAUGACACGCAUAGACACAAACCAACACCUACGUCUUCAUCACCCUCUGGCGUAUUCGAUAUGCAGGCAGGAGAAAUAAUAAAACAGGGUUAUUUACAUCGUGUGAGAAGAGAAAGAAUCAGCGAAAGUGUUGCGCUUUUUAUUAGGGCUGUCAAACGAUUCAUCGCGAUUCAUCGCAUCGAAAAUAAAAGUCUGUGUAUCAUUAUUUUGUAUUUAUAUAUAAAUACACACACACAUGCAUGUAUAUUUAAGAAAAAA